CGGCUCGGCCAUUGUUUUCGCUUCUGCUGGCCACUGCAGUGUCUGGCGCUCGGGGGUCGCCCCCGCGGUGCCCCGGUGAGCGGGCCUGGGACGGGGAGGGAAGUGUUACCAGAGCCAGGGCCGCUGAGCUGGGGCUGCUCGGCCGGAACUGCGGCCGCCCACUUCCCAGGUUGGCGACGACGGCCCGACCCUCUUCUCCCCCGUGGUCGGCAGCGCGUUCCCGAUGACGCUCAGAAGGCGCCAGAUGUACAGCAGCCUUUUUGUCCCAGUGCCCCGACCAGCUGUGCCGGGCACAGAGCCCGGCACCUGCGGGCACAGCGAUGAACAGGAAAGACGUGGCCAGGUGACAUGCCCAUCACCCUAUAUCCUCAAAUCUGACAAUAGCUUCUGAGACCUGAAUUACAGACCAUCAUUUUAAUUGGACAUAAACUGCAACUGCAACAAACUUCUCUUUGGUGUCACAAUGGCUACCCAAGGCAGGGGAACUUCAGGCCUCUUCCCCAGGGGUGCUGUUCUCCAGAGACAGGAGGGCUGCCUGACCAUGAAACAGGAGCCAGGGAGCCAGACCUGGGGGCACGGCUGCAGUCUCCAAAAGAAUCACCUUCCCGUCUGUGAAAUUUUCCGGCUCCACUUUAGGCAGUUAUGUUAUCACGAGAUGUCUGGGCCACAGGAGGCACUGAGCCGGCUCCGGGAGCUAUGCCGCUGGUGGUUGAUGCCAGAGGUGCACACCAAGGAGCAGAUCUUGGAGCUGCUGGUGCUGGAGCAAUUCCUGAGCAUCCUGCCUGGUGAACUCCGGACCUGGGUGCAGAUGCAUCACCCUGAGAGUGGUGAGGAGGCUGUGGCUGUGGUGGAGGACUUCCAGAGACACGUCAGUGGACCAGGAGAGGUUUCAGCUCCAGGGCAGGAACAGGAGAUGCAUUCUGAAGAGAAGACAGCCUUGGGUGCAACACAGGAAUCUCCUACCUCACCCCACAGCGAAGGUUCAGCCCCUGGAACCCACCUGGAGCCUCCUCGUGAUCCUGGGGCACACCACCACCUCUCCAGUGGGCACUCUGCUCAGGGUGCUUCCCUGGUGCCCACCUUUACCCAGGUGGGGAACUUAGGAGACCAAGCAGCGGCAACUGUGCUUCGGAUGGUCAGGCCUCAGGAGGCUGCAGAGUUGGAGUUCCUGUCUGUGAACUGUACUCAGAAGUGUAAAGGUGCAGCACUCAGCCAGAGAACCCUGUACCAGAACAUCAUGCUGGAAAACUGCCACAGCUUGGGCCCACUGGCAAAUGAGAACAGGAUGGUGCAUUCACAGUUGCCUCCAAAGCAGGACAUUUCUGAAGAGUCAAAAUCAGCUGACAGGACCUUAGGGGUGUUCUAUGGAGUGAUUCCUACAGGACAAGAAGCUGGGACUGCCAAUAAAGAGGCUUUAGAGAAUCUAGAAGUUCAACCCUCAGAUGAAGAAGGAACCAGACUGGAAAGUGAUUUCUUAAAGAUAACACAGGAGGAUAAAAAGAAAUCCACAGAGGAUCAAUAUGAUGAGUAUAAGGAACUUGGGGGACAUCCAGAUCUGUCCUCUAGUCUCUCAGAAUAUCAGGGAGUUCUGAAGGGACAGAAAUUGUAUCGAUGUGAUGAAUGUGGUAAAGCUUUUAAUCGGAGUUCACACCUCAUGGGGCAUCAGAGAAUCCACACUGGAGAGAAACCGUAUGAGUGUUCUGAGUGUGGCAAGACCUUCAGGCAGACCUCUCAGCUCAUUGUCCACCUCAGAAUCCAUACAGGGGAAAAACCUUAUGAAUGCAGUGAUUGUGGAAAGACCUAUCGCCACAGCUCCCAUCUCAUUCAACACCAGAGACUCCAUUAUGGGGAGAAACCAUAUAAAUGUAAUGAAUGUGCAAAAGCUUUCACUCAGAGUUCCCAACUCAUUGACCACCAGAGAACUCAUAGUGGGGAGAAGCCAUAUGAAUGCAACGAGUGUGGGGAGACCUUCAUUCGGAAUAAAAGCCUUAUCCGCCAUCAGGUACUUCACACUGGUAAGAAACCUUACAAGUGUGAUGAAUGUGGGAAAGCUUUCUGUUCUAACAGAAAUCUUAUUGACCAUCAGAGAAUCCACACUGGGGAGAAGCCUUAUGAGUGUAGUGAAUGUGGCAAGGCCUUCAGUCGGAGUAAAUGUCUUAUUCGACAUCAGAGCCUCCACACUGGGGAAAAACCAUACAAAUGCAGUGAGUGUGGGAAAGCCUUCAAUCAGAACUCUCAACUUGUUGACCAUGAGCGAAUUCAUACUGGAGAAAAACCUUUUGAAUGUAAUGAGUGUGGUAAAGCAUUCAGUCUGAGUAAAUGUCUCAUUCGACAUCAGCGACUUCACACUGGUGAAAAGCCAUAUAAAUGCAAAGAGUGUGGAAAAUCCUUUAAUCAAAAUUCACACCUUAUUAUUCAUCAGAGAAUACACACUGGUGAAAAACCUUAUGAAUGUAAUGAAUGUGGAAAGGUCUUCAGUUAUAGCUCCAGUCUUAUGGUACAUCAGAGAACCCAUACUGGGGAAAAACCCUAUAAAUGCAAAGAUUGUGAGAAAGCUUUUAGUGACAGUUCACAGCUCAUUGUACACCAGAGAGUUCAUACUGGAGAGAAACCCUAUGAAUGUAUUGAGUGUGGGAAAGCCUUCAGUCAGCGUUCUACUUUCAAUCACCACCAGCGAACUCAUACUGGAGAGAAACAGUAUGUAUGUACUGAGUGUGGGAAAGCCUUUAGUCAGAGUGCAAACCUCACAGUACAUGAACGAAUCCACACAGGAGAGAAACCCUAUAAGUGUAAGGAGUGUGGAAAAGCCUUCAGUCAUAGCUCCAACCUGGUUGUUCAUCGGAGAAUCCACACAGGAUUGAAGCCUUACACAUGCAGUGAAUGUGGGAAAUCUUUCAGUGGUAAGUCCCACCUUAUUCGGCACCAGGGAAUCCACAGUGGGGAGAAAACCUAUGAAUGUAAGGAGUGUGGGAAAGCCUUUAGUCGGAGUUCUGGCCUGAUUUCACAUCACAGAGUUCACACUGGUGAGAAGCCCUACACGUGUAUUGAAUGUGGGAAAGCCUUUAGCCGUAGUUCAAACCUUACUCAACAUCAGAGAAUGCACAAAGGAAAAAAAGUUUACAAGUGUAAGGAGUGUGGGAAAACAUGUGUUUCUAAUACAAAGAUUAUGGAUCAUCAGAGAAUUCACACUGGGGAGAAACCUUAUGAAUGUGAUGAAUGUGGGAAAGCUUUCAUCUUAAAGAAGACCCUUAACGAACACCAACGACUUCAUCGUAGAGAGAAACCUUACAAAUGUAAUGAGUGUGGGAAAGCUUUUACUUCUAAUCGAAAUCUUAUUGAUCAUCAGAGAGUUCACACUGGAGAGAAACCCUAUAAAUGUAAUGAAUGUGGAAAAACCUUCAGGCAGACUUCUCAAGUGAUUCUACAUUUGAGAACCCACACGAAGGAGAAACCCUAUAAGUGCAGUGAGUGUGGGAAGGCCUAUCGUUACAGCUCACAGCUUAUUCAACAUCAGAGAAAGCAUAAUGAGGAGAAAGAAAUGUCAUAAAUAACAUUGUUACAAAGUGGAGCGGGUUGCUGCUUUUAGGAAAGGCAGUUUUUCAGUAUCAUCAACCUUAAUUCUUUAAGUAUCCACACAGGGAAAGUAAUCAGAAGUAGACAAAGAUUAACAGAAGCGGGUAUUCAUGCCAGCAUCAUGUAUAACUGGAGGAAGAAAACUAGAGUUUUGACAGAUUUGGGUUUAAGUGAAUGAUGGUCUAUCCAUAUGAUGGCUUUGCAUCCAUUGUAAACAUUUAAAAAAAAUAUUUAGUGCCAUGGAAGAAAUGAUUUGAAUAAAAUGGAAGAUAAAUGAAAGAGAAAAACAAUGAAAUAUCCAAAUUAAAAAAAAAUAUUUAUGCAAAGGAAAAAAUGGAAAUGAAAUAAUACCAAACCAAAAUAUUAACAGUGAUUAUCUCUGGGUAAUAGGAUUAUAGGUAAUUUCUAUUUUCUUCUUUAUACUUUUCUAUGCUUUUUAGAUUUUCUACAGUGAGAAUGUACCACUUUUAUAGUCAGGAAAAAAGUAUUUUUUAAAUGCAGUGAGCACAUAUUCAUUUUCAUUCAACAGUGUUAUGAAAGUUACAGACUCUAAAGUCCUAGGAUUGCACCCUAUUACUGACCUUAGUUCUGAUACUAAUACUGAUCUGAGUUCAAAUUCUGGCUUAAACCACUUAAUAGCCAGUCACCUAACCCUCAGCAGGGGAACCCUCAGCAGGUCACUUCCUUUUAGAGCCGUUUCCUGCGUAUUACAUCAUAAAUACCAGUUGUUGACUUUGCAGUUUUAAGAUAAACUGACUUUAUAGUCAUCAACAAAAUAUCUAAUCCACGUUCUUAAUCACUUUUAGGUUAAAAGAAAACAGUAAAAAUUUACUAUAUUCUCUCCCACUGCUGUAGAAGGAUCCAGAGAGAAUAAAGAACCACCUAGGCUCCAUCUUUUCAGUAUAUGUCUGCAGAACCAGAAAAAAAUACCCCCGUAUGAAAUUGGAACAGUUGCAGUUUCAUAACCUUUAAAGAGAGUCAGCAUAAUCUAAAACAAGGGGAAGACUACCAUCACAUGUUUUAUAGACUUUAGUAGCUAAAAUUGCAGACUUUUGGGUCAGAUAUAUAUAUAUAUGUUCUGAUUCCAGAUCUGCUAUGCACUAGCUUGCCAGUUUUGGACAAGUCUCUUAACUGCCCUGAGCUGUAAGUUUAUCUGUAAAAUGGGAGUAACUACCUACCUCACUGGAUUGUUGUGAGGAUUAAAUGAGAUAAUGCCUAUAAUUGUGUGACCAGCCUUUAUGUCCAGCUCUCUGAGAAGGCCUUAAUCUGUUUUCAAUAAGUAUUUUAAACUUUUAAGGCAGCUCAGAAUCUGGGAACCCUUAGAACUGCCCCAUUCUUAACUCAGUCAUUCCUCCUCCUUUGUAUACAAUGAAUGCAUAAGCCUGACACCAUUUGUCUUCUGCAUGUGUAGUGAUACAUCGUUUUAGAAACUACUGAGGAUUUGAUAUCCCAUUUGUACAAUAAAAUGGAGUCUCAAGUGAGGUUAGGUGACUGGCUAAUAAGUGGUUUAAGCUAGAAUUUGAACUCAGAUCAGAUUUUCAAGUCCAUGCUUUCUGUGUUUUACCAAAGUGCCUCUGCCCAUCAUGAUGGUUCUGUGAGUGAGAGACCAAGAAGUUGGGAUUCUCCUGAGUAACCACUUCUGUGAAAGGUGGUUGAUGAUAUAUGGACAAUUAUAGGUUGAUCAUGGUUUCAUAAGGAAGAUGCUAAAAAGAAGUGGAUGGUAUGAAGUGUAUAUUUGGGUGGAAAGAGAUUGUUUAGUUUUUGUCCUAUUUUGUUUGAUAGGAUAAUGACAUAUAUAAUUUUGUGGUAUAAUAGUCCCUCUUUGCAUAGUUAUCCAAAGCACGGUUUCUAGGCUCUGUUGCUGUGUUCAGGGGGUAGCACUGUUGUAUCGGUCACCCUUGGGCAGGCACUUCCCCAAGAGUCUGGGUGGACACAAGGGAAGGUCACCCACCUGUGACUGUGGCUAGACAGAAUUGCAGCAGGAAGGGACUUGUAUCAUUUCCCUAGUCAUGUGUCCUUUUCAAAAUUCCACAGGAAGGUUGUAAUUAAUAUUUCAUGCCUUUUGUCAUGCCAGCCAUUCUCAGCUGCUGAUUACUUAUAUGGAAACUCCCAUGACUAAUGUCUCCUGGCUCUCCUAAAACUGCUUUAUAAGAAAACAGGCAACUAACUUCCUGUGUGCCUGUUGGGGGUAUUUUUUUAAGCAUUUAUUAUUGCUGAACACAGUUUUUGAUGCUUCUGAUAACUGCUGAGCAAAACAUUUUUCCACCACUGUGACACAAUGUCUGAAAUUCUUUCUUCAAGUAGCCUUUCUUUUUCAUAUUAGAGGACUCUGUGGUCUCCAAGAGUAAGUAUCUUCUAGGAAGGAAGCCAGAGAUCUGAAUAAAUUGACAUUUUUUUACCCAGGCAAGCCAAGGUAGUGGACCCUGGAGGAAGCCCUCAGUAGCUUCUAAUCUUCUAGGCUGAUACCUGUCUUAGACUGCAAGAGUAAAUGUUAAUAAGUGCACUCUAUACCCUUUCAUUGGAGAAGGCAAUGGCAACCCACUCCAGUACUCUCGCCUGGAAAAUCCCACGGACAGUGGAGCCUGGUAGGCUGCAGUCCACGGGGUCUCUAAGAGUCGGACUCGGCUGAGCGACUUCACUUUCACUUUCAUGCAUUGGAGAAGGAAAUGGCACCCCACUCCAGUGUUCUUGCCUGGAGAAUCCCAGGGACGAGGGAGCCUGGUGGGCUGUUGUCUACGGGGUCGCACAGAGUCGGACACGACUGAAAUGACUUAGCAGCAGCAUACCCUUUCAUAUACCCAUUCUGCAAUGUAAUUUGAACUGACCACUCACCUUCCUGCAGAAGUUUUUUAAGACUACCAGCUACCUGUUUCAGUCAGCAUUUAAUUUUGCAGUUCUUACCAUUCUUUCAAGCCCUUUCAUGAUACACUCUGAAAUUCAGGGUCUGUUUGAAUGUGUUUUUUUUCCCCCAACUUCCUGUUCUAAUGGAAGCCUGGUUGUUCCCUAACAGCAGUGCUUCCUCUGCAGUUCCUCUGCUAGUUUUUGUCUACCCCAACCCAUUUACCUCUCUGUACGCCAUUUCUUCUCUAUUCUGUCAAAACCCCAGCUCUCUUGAAAUGUGCAUCACUAAACUACUGUGUAUUGUCCAUCCCUGUUUCUGUCAUCUGCUGGUUUCCUGUGCACCCACAUUUAUUCACUUGUUUUUAGUACCAUGAAUAUUCCCAAGGAAUAUGAAAAGUCAGUGUUUUUUGACCACAGAUACCCUGUAUGUAGAAUUGCUUUGGUGUGGACUAGAAAUAUAUACAUCUCUUUUAAGUUGUGAGAAAAAGGGUGAAAUUAAAAUGUUAUGUAGCCUUGAUUAAAGGGAAAUCUGAAAGAUAAAGAAUAUUGCAUAGAGAGGUGAAUGUCUCCCUAGACUUAGAGAUAUUUUUCAUUGAUGGUGUGUACUAUAUUAGAUCUUAUCAGGAACUCAGAAGAAAAUUUAAACCAAAAAGAGCUUUAAAUAGUAACUGAGCAUUUUCAUUGACCAUGAAUCCCAUAAGACUAUAUUUCAUUUCCAGCUCUAUAUCCUAAGUGACAGAAUUGCUUUCUAAAUUUUUUUCCAUUCAAUAUAAAUAAAAUAGUAUAUUCAUAUUGUUAGGUUGUUUUUAGAAACUAGACUGUCUGACUUCACCUCUGAUGUUAUAAAACUGGAGUCAUAAAACUUUUGCAAAAAAUGAUUAUAAUUCCUCCAAUAAAUAUCUGUUGUUAUUUCCUUGUUAUAAAUAUCACUAAAAUUUUUUUUUUUCUUUUGCUUCCUUCCUUUAUUCAGAUUGGGAAGAAAACAGUUUAAUUUGCUUUUCUUUAAGCAGAUGCUUUUGGAAUGAAAAUGUGAUUCUGGCUUGUUUCAGAUUCAAACACAAGAUGAAGCUUGUUAUUUUCAUACUCUUAAUAGAGUUGUUCUUCAGUAACUGCAGGGGAUUGGGUCCAGGACCCCCACCACCAUACCAAAGUCAAAGGAUGCUCAAGUCCCUUAUAUAAAAUGGCAAACUAUUACAUAUAACCUAUGCACAUCCUCCAGUAUACUUUAAAUCAU
This is a messenger RNA of Dama dama (fallow deer), 7648 nucleotides long. RefSeq names its product zinc finger protein 660 (gene ZNF660). NCBI's taxonomy places the organism in Eukaryota, Metazoa, Chordata, Mammalia, Artiodactyla, Cervidae. Bases 464 to 3547 code for a protein of 1027 amino acids. The record is from RefSeq and is a predicted model, not a curated record. Gene Ontology annotation, cellular component: nucleus. The transcript has 7 exons.